CCAUGAAAACUAUGGCGUGCCAUAUUGGGGCCCGGUUGAACGCUACGAAUUGACCAAUAAAGAGACGGAUAUGGAAAAAGAUCCAGUGAGUGCUUCAGCUUCCAUCGUGCUGGAAAUAUCUGAGCAGAUGAGCCCCGAGUUGAGCAGACAGCUGCUGGAUGACCUGGAGAACUUGACGGACGAUGUUGCUGUGCCGGGCGUUGCUGGCAACCUCCUGACAGCCUCUAGUCUUAUGAUGGACGUCCUGCUACAGGACUCUGCAGGACACGUACUCCCGUCCGUAGAUUCAGAGAGAUUGCUAACAAUCAUUGAGAAGACAGCAUACAACGUACCGUUGACGGAUGGUCUCUUCAGGUUCGUCAAGAAAAAUGUCGCAGUGGCGGCCAUCGCCAUCGAUUCGGCUCAAAUUUCUGACGUCAGGCUCGUAAUCAAUUCAAGGUCAAGGAAAGAUCUCGUGGACGACAUGAUCGGCGUCGAUGUAGACAGCAAGUUGCAGACAGAGGAAACGACGUCUUUAUUAUUUUCGUUAAAGUCGAUUCCCCGGGAGAGAAGAGAUAAACUCAAGAUGGCAGUUUUCACUGUCUUCCCCUCUGGAGUACUUUUUGCAACAGAUUAUACUCAGUCGCCCAACAGCUACAUUUUGUCUGUUCAAAUUCCUCACCUACAAAAUGAACAUUUAGAUGAUGACGUCAUCAUGACUUUCUAUCAUUUCAAUGACACGACUAGAGGACCGUCCUGUAAGUACUGGCGCACCGACGCGAUCAACACGACUCUGCGCCACAAGGAUGGACGGCGAGGAAAGUGGGCGAGAGACGGUUGUCGUGUGGUGAGGAGCGACCAGGAAAAAACUGUCUGCUCAUGUAGUCACAUGACCAACUUUGCUCUUAUUAUGGAUGUGUAUCAAUUGGCUGGAUCAACAUUAGACGAAGAAAACAUAUACUCGCUGAAAUUAAUCUCCCAAGCGGGCUGCACCAUUUCAUUACUGGGUUUGUCUUUCACCCUCCUGUCCUACACCAUCUUUAGUCGCCUUCGCCGUGAUGAACCCUCGAAAAUCCUCUACAGCCUGUGUUGGGCGUUAUUUUUAUGCAACGGAUUUUUUGUCUUUGGGGCUGAGAUUGAUAUCUUACAAAGUCGUCUUGGAUGUAAAUUUCUGGCCGCCGUGCUCCACUAUCUGUUGACUUCGUCCAUUUUCUGGAUGGCCGUCAACGCCUACUACAUGUAUCUGAUGCUGGUCCGUGUCUUCAACAUCUUCAUAUCUCACUUCUAUAUCAAGGCUGCAUGUGUGGGCUGGGGAAUCCCCUUAAUUUUGGUCGUCGUUACACUUGCCAUAGACAAGACAGAAACCUACGGAAAACUUACCAGUGGAAUCUGCUGGAUUAGAAGUCCCGCCUUCUAUUUCGUCUUCGUCGUCCCGGUCGUGAUGGUGCUGCUCUUCAACUUGACCGUCUUCUGUUUGAUCUUACGUCAGCUCUCCAUGAUGGCCCGGAGCACAGCAACACAGCACAGCAGGCAGGAGAGAAAACGCUUUCUAGGAAACUUCCGUGCCAUUGUGAGUCUCGUGGUGUUACUGGGUCUGACCUGGAUCUUCGCGUUUUUUGCUGUCGGACAUGCCAGCAUGCUCUUCAGUUACCUGUUCGCUGUCUGUAAUUCUUUACAGGGUCUAUUAGUUUUUUUGUUUUACUGUGUCUUUAAAAAAGACGUAAUUCACGCAUGGGAAAACCUGUUUGGAUUGGGGAAAGAAUCUUCAAGGCAAGACAAGUUUUCCUAUACGCAAGAUCCUGGGAAAACUUACGAUGAGAACACAGUGUCCAUCGACCGCCGAGACACAAACACCUUUGAGCCUUCAGACUUGCUUAAGACUUCAACAAGAACCAGUGGUGAUACGAUUAUGUGACAUCUGUCAAAGUGACAUCAGUUUCACGAGGACAAUUGGCCUUAUGAUACACGAGACAGAAAAUAUCACAUUUUUCCUUGAACAAUAAACGUU
Messenger RNA from Physella acuta, 1987 nucleotides. RefSeq names its product adhesion G-protein coupled receptor G2. The record is from RefSeq and is a predicted model, not a curated record. Gene Ontology annotation, biological process: cell surface receptor signaling pathway; G protein-coupled receptor signaling pathway. Gene Ontology annotation, cellular component: membrane. Lineage: Eukaryota; Metazoa; Mollusca; Gastropoda; Physidae. Gene Ontology annotation, molecular function: G protein-coupled receptor activity.